GCCUACACGCCCGCUGCUCCGAAAGCUGCAGAAGGCAUUUCUGCAGACCUCUGCACACCGCUGUCUUCCUCUGGAGCUGCCAUGAUGCAGGUGGUGCUUUUCCUCCUGCUGUGGACAGUGUCUGCGACCCCGCAGGUGCUGGACCAGUCGCUCAGUGGCCUGGAGGCGGCGCCUGACGACCUGUGCUCGAGGGACCUGGUGGCCGCCAACUUCUGCGGCAAUAAGCUGCGAAGCGCUCCGCCCUGCUGCGGCACCUUCCACCGUCUCUACCUGUACCGCAACAACAUUCAGGAGCUGGCAGAGGACUGGCUGGCUGAGUGCUCGAACCUCGAGGAGCUGAGCGUGUCCCAUAAUGCGCUGCGGCGGCUGCCCGACCGCCUUCUGUCCACCGCCUCCAGCCUGCGCCGCCUGCAGGUCUCCCGCAACAAUUUGGAUAGCCUGCCGCCCCGGCUGCUGCACAACGCCACCUCGCUGCGGGAGCUGGAUUUGAGCCACAAUAAGCUGAUGGAGGUACCACAUGCUUUUCUGGAAAAAACAAGCCACCUCGCCGAGCUCUUCCUGCAGGUCAAUAACCUGACGGACCUUCCCGAGGACUUGUUGGCGAGCUGCGGGAGUCUGCGUGUGCUGUGGCUCUCCCACAACCGUCUGAGGCGGCUGCCGAAACGGCUGCUGGCAGCCACGCCCCAGCUGCGCACCGCGCGCCUCGACCACAACCUCAUAGAGGACAUCGCUGGCGACGCCUUUGACAACAACCCGCAACUCGACCUCCUUGAUCUGUCCAGUAAUAGCCUCACGUCGUUGCCGACAGGGCUGUUCAGCAAGGCGACGUCUCUGCGCCGCCUGCUGCUCGCCGACAACCUCUUGAGCGUGGUCCCGUCAGCGAGCAGUCUACCACAGCAGCCGGUGGUCAUCGACCUCACGUACAACCUCGUGCAGACUGCCGAGGACUUGGUCGCAUUUGGUGCAUCGCGUGUCAUUCUCGAGUACAACAGCUUGUGGUGCCGCGACAACAUCCCAGCGUCCGAGCUCAGCAAAUUGGACAGGCCACAGAGAUGUCGCUUGUUUCGGCGGCGGCCUACCCGCUACGACGGCCCAGCCGGUCUCGUCACGGUCACUGCGUCGGGACUCCUCGACGAUGGAGCCCCUGCAGUAGCCCACGAGGCGACGAUCGAUUUUAGUACUACUGCUACUGCAACUACAGUGUCUGUAAAACAUGAAACAACCACUGAGUCACCACCUACUUCCGAAACAAGAUUUCCAUCAACGACUGACAUUUUAGGCUCAAAAGAUCUAAAUAUAGACGGGGGUCAUGUCACGCUCGAUUCUGAAUACACCACAUCUGCGAGUACGAUUCCUGCAAGCCAGGACUUUAGUGCCAGUACUAUGGAUCAACCACAGACGAAAACUAGCACAGAAACAACCGUAACGAAAGUCAAUUUUGACAUCGUUGGAGAUACAAAAUCUGAAGCAAGAGCAUCAUGAUAUUUCUGACUGAAAAUAAAUAUUCCAAAUGAGCACAAUGUCAGUGAAAGCAAUGGAAACAGUAGUUUAUAAUCAACUAGUACCAGUUGAAUGAGCACUGGAGCAACGCGUUAGCCCUAAAACCAUAUUACCAAUCUGAAAUAAACUAUUGUAAAAACCAAGUAUCAGAAUUUUCGAAUUUUACUGUCUGACCAGCUACAUAAUUAGAAACGUCUAAAUUGCAAUCUUUAUAGCUAACAGUUCUAAAUACAGACCUUACUGCAAUAAUCUCUAGGAAAACUGCCAAUUCUGGACAAACGCCGCAUCUAGAGGUGUUGUAAAACAGCAGUUAUCAGCUUCAGUAUCAAUGGUCUCAAAAAAUUAAGAUAAAAGGAAAAGAAAGUUCGUAGCAAAAGACGUCAAAACUUUAAAUUACAGUGCUCGCAGCUGUCAGCUCUGAAGAUACGAACUGCCACAUUCCUAACGUCAGUCUUGGAGGUGUGUGUACUAGUAGCACAUGAGAUUUUUGCCCGCUGUUAAAGAAGCUCCUAAAGAUAUUGCUAAUUAGAAAUGACAGUCUUCAAAUAACGAAUGUAAAAAUAACAUGGACUAACUGUUAUAUAUUUAUAAGGUUACAAGCUGUUAAACUUGCAACUCUGUGGUGUCCAGCUGCCAACAGUGAAACAACAUGAACUACCUCGCCAGUGCUACAAUUAAAAUUAUAAGAUAAGCUCUAAA
Messenger RNA from Schistocerca nitens (vagrant locust), 2199 nucleotides. Its product is annotated as leucine-rich repeats and immunoglobulin-like domains protein 1. Gene Ontology annotation, molecular function: protein binding. NCBI's taxonomy places the organism in Eukaryota, Metazoa, Arthropoda, Insecta, Orthoptera, Acrididae. The transcript is spliced from 6 exons. The record is from RefSeq and is a predicted model, not a curated record. The coding region runs from base 82 to 1482 and encodes 466 amino acids.